UCCCAGGUGCAGUGAACGCCCUCGGUGAGUGGUAGCGGGCCUGAAACAGCACUUUCCUCUAGAAGCAGCAGUGGCCAAUUCCAGGUCUGAGGAGCCCUCAGCAGCUGCCAGGGUCCACUUUGAAGAGGCCGCCGCCGGCCGGGGCAGGACAGUUGGAUCGUCCGUAAGAUGUAAGAUGACGACUAAUGGAUUGUUUAGCUCCGGCGAUUCCAGGGAAGCAGCACUGCUGUAGAGAAAGGAUGAUGCAUUUAACUUGACUUUUCUGAAUGAUCUAUACCUCAGGGUGACCAAGUAGUCGAGGAGGGAAAAGGUCUCUUUAUGUAAAUGUUUCCACUAAUAAAUGAUGAAGGAAUUGUGGAACCAGACUGUUGAAAAAUAUCCAACUAUGAGACAAAGGGGCCAGGCCAUAGCCAUCGGUGGCAGGUCACUGCCCAAUAUUAUGUGCCCCCUGAUGGAAGCAUUCUUGAAAAAACAUCACACUUGAGUUAAAUAAAGCCUCACGAUCUAACCACCAGUCUGUAAGAAAUACAGGGGCUGAGAAGCAUCCUCAAAGUUCUGACAGAGAUACAGCCUGCAGGAGCCAGAAAGUGGGAUAUUCUACAGGGUGACCUGCCCUGGCUAUUUAACAAAUGCAUCAAGAGACUUAAGAAUUGUGUCGGCUCAGAGCAGUCUAUCGAUGGACCUGAUUUGCAUCUUGAUUUGAACAAACUAUUAAAAAAAAAUAGGGAGGGCUAACAUCUGACCAUAUUUUUCAACAAGCUCAGAAGUGAACAGAGGAGAAUGCACAGUAACUAUCGGCAGAGGGGGAGGAACCAGAAUUCCUCCAGAGAAAUUCCUCCUCACACAGACUUUCCAACGGGGUGUUCCAUGGAGAACGAGCCUGGAAUUGUGUCGCCGUUUAAACGAGUAUUCCUAAAAGGUGAAAAGAGUAGAGAUAAGAAAGCCCAUGAGAAGGUGACAGAGAGGCGCCCCCUGCACACUGUGGUGCUGUCCCUGCCUGAGCGCGUCGAGCCCGACAGACUGCUGAGCGACUAUAUCGAGAAGGAGGUGAAGUACUUAGGUCAGUUAACAUCCAUCCCAGGAUACCUGAAUCCCUCCAGUAGGACUGAAAUCCUGCAUUACAUAGACAAUGCAAAGAGAGCCCACCAGCUCCCCGGACACCUGACCCAGGAGCAUGACGCUGUGAUCAGCCUGUCUGCCUACAACGUCAAGCUGGCCUGGAGGGACGGGGAGGACACCAUCCUCAGGGUCCCCAUCCAUGACAUCGCCGCCGUGUCCUACGUGCGGGAUGACGCCUCACACCUGGUGGUCCUAAAGACAGCCCAGGACCCCGGCAUCUCCCCCAGCCAGAGUUUGUGUGCAGAAAGUUCCAGAGGCCUCACCGCAGGCUCCCUGUCGGAGAGCGGAGUGGGGCCUGUGGAGGCAUGCUGCCUGGUGAUCCUGGCCGCGGAGAGCAAGGUCGCCGCAGAAGAGCUGUGCUCCCUGCUCGGCCAGGUCUUCCAGAUCGUGUACACGGAGUCCACCAUCGACUUCCUGGACAGAGCCAUAUUUGAUGGGGCCUCGACACCCACCCACCACCUGUCCCUUCACAGUGACGACUCUUCCACAAAGGUGGACAUGAAGGAGUCCUAUGAGACGGAAGCCAGCACUUUCUCCUUCCCCGAGUGUGCGCAUGCAGGCGGCGUGUCGCCCUUGUCCUUCUGCAUGCAGACGGCGCCCCACGCCAAGACGGUCAGUGAGAGCGAGCUGAGCGCCACGGCCGCCGAGCUGCUGCAGGACUACAUGCUCACGCUGCGCACCAAGCUGUCAUCGCAGGAGAUCCAGCAGUUCGCGGCGCUGCUGCACGAGUACCGCGAUGGAGCCUCGGUGCACGAGUUCUGCAUCAACCUGCGGCAGCUCUACGGGGACAGCCGCAAGUUCCUGCUGCUCGGUCUGCGGCCCUUCAUCCCCGAGAAGGACAGCCAGCACUUCGAGAACUUCCUGGAGACCAUCGGGGUGAAGGAUGGCCGCGGGAUCAUCACCGACAGCUUCGGCAGGUACCGACGGGCCAUGAGCUCCACCUCCACCUCCACCUCCAACGGGAACAGGGCCGCGGGCAGCUCUGACGACCAGUCCGCGCCCUCGGAGGGGGACGAGUGGGACCGCAUGAUCUCGGACAUAAGCAACGACAUCGAGGCGCUGGGCUGCUGCAUGGACCAGGACUCGGCCUGAUGGCGCUGGGACCCCUGCCAGCUGCCCUCCCCGCGCGGGGCCCCGGGCGCAGGUGGCUCUACUGUGGAGGAGGCACCCUGGUGCUGGGGCGGAAGGCCGCGCUGCGCCCCCCUGCAUGCCACCCUGCCUCGGGAGGGGGUCUUGUCAGCCAGACCCCGGACAGCUGUCAUUUUGCACAUGACGUUUCUAUUGAAACUCUCAGAGACCUUAAAAGAAGUUUACUGCAAUGUGGAUACUUUA
Messenger RNA from Physeter macrocephalus (sperm whale), 2451 nucleotides. RefSeq names its product CCM2 scaffold protein (gene CCM2). The coding region runs from base 781 to 2211 and encodes 476 amino acids. The record is from RefSeq and is a predicted model, not a curated record. The transcript is spliced from 11 exons. Gene Ontology annotation, biological process: vasculogenesis; heart development. NCBI's taxonomy places the organism in Eukaryota, Metazoa, Chordata, Mammalia, Artiodactyla, Physeteridae.